Molecule: messenger RNA, 4369 nt
Organism: Acanthopagrus latus (yellowfin seabream)
Lineage: Eukaryota; Metazoa; Chordata; Actinopteri; Spariformes; Sparidae
Gene: pax3b
Product: paired box 3b
Exons: 9
Coding region: 1197-2672 (491 amino acids)
Biological process (GO): anatomical structure development; regulation of transcription by RNA polymerase II
Molecular function (GO): RNA polymerase II cis-regulatory region sequence-specific DNA binding; DNA-binding transcription factor activity, RNA polymerase II-specific
Source: RefSeq, a predicted model, not a curated record
UGCGCAUAUUAUACGUGUGUGUAAGUAACUGAGCAAAUAUGAACAGCUUUGUUAUCUAUCACUAAAUAUGGUCGAGAAAACAUGGCUCAAGGUUGUGUUGUUAAUCAUACGUCUAUUGAGUCGGUUGUCAGAGAAGUAAUAUAUUAAACAACAAUAUAAUCCUCAUGCAAUACAAUGAAAGGUCCGUUUUGAUUGGACUGGGAUUCUUACUUGUGAUGUGUUUCAUAUAUUACUUUUAAGGCUUAGUGCUGGUAUGUUUUUUUUCUUAUAAUAUUUCGUUUUUAUUAAUUUUUACAAACAUAAAUGCAUAAAGUAAUGCAAUAUGUCACAGGCAAAAGUUAAAAAUUAAUCAAUGCCAUACGCACGCCAUGGUCUAAUUAAUCGAUUCCUUACUUAGUUAUUUUAUAAGAUAAGAACAGAUUAAUGCAGUAAUUUACUGUAAAAAGCUAAGAUCAGGGCCAAAUGUGUGCGUCUUUAAUAAAGCUGUGUGUUGUGGACCUCAUCACAAUAUACCACGUUAACCAAAUAAUUACAACUCACAGUGUUUCAUUCUUCAUAUUCGCACAUUUUGGGACUUUUAGGAGUGUGAAUAGCGCAUGCAGUAACUCUGCCAUCGCUCCUGAAUUUUCUGAAUCGACUCCCCUGUCCUGUCCAAGCUGGACUGUGACAGAGCCUCUGAUAGGACCAAAGUUUUCAGCCUCAGCCAAUCGCCGCUCCUCGCUGCGUACCGGGAGUACCCUCUUCGCCAAUCAGAGCCGGGAGCGCUGACGGGGGGAGAGAGAAGAGCUCCCUACUUUUGACGGUCCGCUCUCACUUUGAACCGGUGUCACAACAACAAUAACAACAAUAUUUUCGUCCUAGCUGCACCGUCUUGGCAGCGACAAUUCCAAGAGCCUCAACGCUGGCGAAUAAAACCGAGGAGACUGACAACCUAACGCCCAUUAGCUUCCCCCAAAAUAUAUUUUUUCUCCAUUUUUGCCGUCACAUUUGACUUCUCCGAGGGGUUGUGGCUGUCCCGGGACACUGCUGCUUGGCUGUAGCCGGGGCGAGGCUAACCAUAACCGGGGCUAACCGAGGCUAACACCGCCGGGAAGCUUCCACGCAGGAGAAAAAGACGAUUUCAACAUCGUACCCCAGCUGCAACCUCGGCGUUGGAGCUGCAGCCUCCCCGUUAGGAGGACCGGAGUAGUGGAGGCAUGACUGCGUUGGCGGGGUCAAUACCCAGGAUGAUGCGACCCACGCUGGCUCAGAACUACCGCAGUGGUUUCCCUCUGGAAGUUUCUACUCCGCUGGGCCAAGGCCGAGUGAACCAGCUCGGAGGAGUUUUUAUAAAUGGCAGACCUUUGCCCAACCACAUCCGACAUAAAAUCGUGGAGAUGGCCCACCACGGCAUCAGGCCGUGCGUCAUCUCCAGACAGCUCCGGGUCUCCCACGGCUGCGUGUCCAAAAUCCUGUGCCGGUACCAGGAGACGGGCUCCAUCAGACCCGGGGCCAUCGGUGGCAGCAAACCCAAGCAGGGAACAACGCCGGACGUAGAGAGGAGAAUAGAAGAAUACAAGCGGGAAAACCCGGGUAUGUUUAGCUGGGAGAUUCGGGAUAAAUUACUGAAGGAUGGGAUAUGUGACCGCAACACCGUUCCUUCAGUGAGCUCCAUCAGUCGCAGCAUGCGGAGUAAGUUCGGGGGGAAAGGCGACGAUGAGGAGGACGAAGAGGAAAUGGAGAAGAAAGAGUUGGAGGACAGCGAGCGGAGGGCCAAGCACAGCAUCGAGGGCAUCUUGGGAGACAGAUCGAGUCACUCAGAUGAGGGUUCGGAUGUGGAGUCAGAACCUGAUCUGCCUCUUAAAAGGAAGCAGCGGCGCAGUCGGACCACCUUCACAGCAGAGCAGCUGGAGGAGCUGGAGAGGGCCUUUGAGAGGACCCACUACCCCGACAUCUACACCCGAGAGGAGCUUGCCCAGAGGGCCAAACUCACCGAGGCCAGGGUUCAGGUUUGGUUCAGCAACAGGCGGGCGAGGUGGAGGAAGCAAGCAGGAGCUAAUCAACUGAUGGCAUUUAAUCACCUGAUCCCAGGGGGUUUCCCACCUUCAGCCAUGUCCAGCAUUCCCCCCUACCAGCUCUCUGACAGCACCUACCCCCCCUCAUCUAUAGCACAAGUGUCGGAGGCCCCCAGCACGGUGCACCGGCCCCAGCCUCUCCCUCCCUCUUCGGGCCAUCAAGCCUCCGGUGGUGGAGGGCAGGGAGACGGAGGCUCCCCCUACUGCCUCGCCUCCGGACGCCACUCCUUCUCAGGCUACUCGGACAGCUUUGUGAGCCCCGGUGGACCGGCCAAUCCCAUGAACCCCGCUAUAGGAAACGGACUGUCUCCUCAGGUGAUGGGCCUGCUGAACCCAGGCGGCGUGCCACAUCAGCCCCAAAGCGACUAUGCCAUCUCCCCUCUGACAGGCGGCCUCGAGCCCCCUGCAGGCAUGGCGGCCAGCUGCAGCCAGCGCAUGGAUCACAUCAAGGGCCUGGAGGGUCUCACCAGCGUUCCCUCCAUGUCGGCUCUGCCCUCCCUGCCCAGCUCCCAGUCCUACUGCACCCCCUCCUACAGCUCCCCAGGUUACACUGUCGACCACGUGGCAUCCUACCAGUACGGCCAGUACGGACAAAGUAAGGUGCCCUUCCUUAUCUGAGGCCUGAAAUCACCUGAUCGUGAGCUUCAGAUUUACACAGGGACAUUUGUGUGUACAGCGAUGGAGACCUUUUAAUAUGUGGACCAAAAUUUUGUUGCCAUUUACCAGGACACAUUCUCUACUGCAGGACAAUAUAUUGUUGAUUCUUCUCUUUGUGGAGAAAAUGGACUGAAAAGAAGGGAACACAAGGACCAGAAGGAAUAUCAGACCAAAAACUGUUGAAUGACUCUGAACAUUGCUGCAUCCUAUUGUACGUGACCCGCAAAAAUGUCAGCGCUUAACAUGGUCAUCUCAGUGGAGUUCUGAGCAUACGGUGCCAUAAAGAAGGACUUUGUUCAUGCAAAUCCAGUGACCAAAACACUAUUCGUGGACUCUGCAUGUGGAGCGCAGCUUGAAGGAGCAUGUUUACAUAUCCUAGGGCCACAUGAGUACAAAUGAAAUUCCAUGUAUCCCCAAAUUAAUCCCCAAAUUGUAUCAACUGAACGGGGGAAAGAAAAGGGCUUUGUUGAUUUUAUUGCAUUUAUUUGAGAUCUCAGCAUCCCACACACGGAGAGGAAUUCCAGAGACGGUGAAAACAAACGUGAGCAAAUGACUAUGUGGGUUUUAUUGUAUCAGGAAAACUCUAAUGUACACCACAGCUGUACUGCAGAGAAAGUUCAUUGAAACAUUCCUCCUACGUCCUCCCCCUCUGUCUCUCCCUCUCCGUCCUCUCCCCUUUCUGUCUCGCUCCUUCUCUCUCAUUGAUGUUUCGGACGGUGAGGCAGGGAUCCCGGCCUUUUGUAGUUUUAGAGAGGAACUCAGAGGAGGUCAGGGGGUGACUUUAGGGAAAGUGACAGAUGAGAGAGCAGUAGAGGAGGGCGGUGGAGAAGUGGCUUUAAAGGGGGGCAGGGAUAGGCAAGAUCGAUCACAGGGUUAAAAAAAACUCUUUGGAGAUCGUCUCCCCGCGAGAAAAAGCCACCAGGUCACAAGACACGACCAAGAGAUACUUGAGAAACAGAGACAGAUAGUUUAGACUAAAGACAGCCAUUCUCCCAGCUGACCAGAAGUGCAAUAUCAUGUAUCUUUGAGUCACCAUUAAAACAAUAAAAUCAAACGUGCCUCUUAAAGUCUUACGAAACACUUUGGAUUUAGACUCUGGAUCUAGUUUAGGACUUUGCAAAGGAACAACACAUGUGCCUUUGAAGGCUAAUUGGAACAUUGUUAAUAUUGCUGUAACAGGACACUGAGAGGAGGACAUUUGUAAAGACUUAAGUCAGUGUUGUGUCAUGAGAAAAAGAGCGAAUGAAGGGAAUGCUAAUGUAAACAGAAAAAUCACCAGGAAUGAGAAAGCCAAAACAUUAUUUUAUUUUAUUUUUUGUGUUGCUCGGGACCUUGUUUGUUUCCAUGUUGCAUACACAGGAUUUAUUGAUUUGGUGUGUGAUGCAUUCCAGACAUAUUUAUUGUCACAGCUGUAUGUCCACAGUGUCUUUGUAAAACCUGUACAAGUGAGUGACAAUACUUAAUCCAUCAAUCUACGGCUCAGAAUAACUGAGUGCCCCCAGACGCACUCCUGUUUUGUACAUCUGUCAGUGUUAGAAUGAAUCACUCUUUUCAUUCUUUUUGAUAUAUUUUUUUGUAUUAUUGGACAAAUCGAUAUGACAUAAUGUCAUGUGUACAAGCGCAUUAUCACUACUAUUUAUAAUGAAAUAAAAAUCCUG